AGUGGUGGGUCGUGCGUCAUAAUUGUGUGCCGUCACGCUCGUAAGGUGUCUGCCUUGAAAACCAGCCAUGGCUCGAAACGCAGAAAAGGCCAUGACGGCCUUGGCCAGGUUUCGACAAGCCCAACUAGAAGAAGGGAAAGUGAAGGAGAGACGACCGUAUCUUGCCUCAGAAUGCAAUGAGUUGCCGAAAGCAGAAAAGUGGAGGCGGCAGAUCAUCAGUGAAAUUUCAAAGAAGGUGGCACAAAUACAGAAUGCUGGUUUAGGGGAAUUCAAGAUUCGUGACUUGAAUGAUGAAAUCAACAAGCUUCUCCGUGAGAAGGGCCACUGGGAGGUUCGGAUCAAGGAACUGGGAGGCCCUGACUAUGCGAGAAUCGGACCAAAGAUGCUGGAUCACGAGGGCAAGGAAGUGCCAGGAAACAGAGGUUACAAAUAUUUUGGCGCUGCAAAGGACCUACCUGGAGUCAGAGAGCUGUUUGAAAAAGAACCUGUGCCACCACCCAGAAAAACGAGGGGUGAGCUGAUGAAAGACAUUGAUGCUGAGUAUUACGGCUACCGGGAUGAGGACGAUGGUGUGUUAGUGCCCUUGGAACAAGAAUAUGAGAAACAAGCAAUAGCAGAGGCCACUGAGAAGUGGAAAGCAGAAAAAGAAGCUCGUUUAGCUGGGGGUGAAGCGGUGAAAGAGGUGGAAGAAGAAGAAGAGUAUAUAUAUGCUGUCAAAGAUGAUGAGUCUGAUGAUGAGAUGAGGGAACAGGUGGAGGGAGAGGAUGGUGCACAGACAUUUAUUGCUCAUGUACCUGUGCCAUCACAAAAAGAGAUUGAAGAAGCCUUGGUCAGAAGAAAGAAGAUGGAGCUGCUCCAGAAGUACGCCAGUGAGAGCUUAAUGGCACAAAGUGAAGAAGCGAAAGCGCUGCUAGGUUUCUAAUGUUACCCGUAAGAGUACAGGCUCAGGAGUUCCAACAUGAAAGUUUCUGCGUCCAAGGGUUUAUUUUGUGGGAGUUGAGGUGAUUUAAGUGUAAAUGUAUAUAUUGCCAUUCAAAAAUUUCAACCUAUGUCACUAAUAAGUAGAAUCCAAGAAUUCAUUUUGAUGUGCAAGUGACUAUCUACACAAAACCAGCAAUUGCAGUGACUCGUAUAUGCCAAGACGUGUGACAUUUCUUUUUAUAAGAGGAGUGUUUUUAAUGACAUGAUAAUUACCAUAUUUUACCAACUUUUCCAAUUGUUGUAAUACACAGUAUGGCAAAAGGUCUUUGGACACCUGAUGGUCAUACCUUUAUUUACUAUUUGAAGAUCAUAUUCUUGAUUUAGUCUUCUUUUCCUGUUAUUAUUAUUUUUGUUUCUGUUAGAUGGUUUUCCACAAAAUUUCAGAGUAUGGCUGGGGGAUUUAUGAUCAUUUAGCCAGAAGAGCAUUAGUGAGGUCAGACUGGAAGGUCUGUGGUGUAGCCAGCGUUCCAAUUCAUCCCAUCGGCUUUCAGUGGGGUUGAGGUCUUAGGGGCUCUGUGCAGGCCACUGAUGAUCUUCCACUCAAACCUUGGCAAAGCAAGUCUAUAUAAAAUAUAUGCUCUUUGUUCACAAGGGCAUUGUUCAAGGUUUGAGCCUCUUAGUUUCAGUGAAAGAAAAUUGUAAUGCUACACUAUACAGAGAUACCCUGUAUGGAUGAUCAGGUGUUUCCAAUUUUUUUGGCAACAGUUUGGUGAAACCCAUGUAUGGGUUGUGACUUUCAGGUGUCCAGAUGAAUUUGCUCUAUAUUGACUUUUGGGGAUAUAUGGUGUUGAAUAUAAACAACAGCAAACAGUACUUUGUAAAUAUGUUUUGUAUACAAUGCUCACAGUUUUGGACCAGUAAAAAUUUUCUAUAAAAA
Molecule: messenger RNA, 1858 nt
Organism: Clarias gariepinus (North African catfish)
Lineage: Eukaryota; Metazoa; Chordata; Actinopteri; Siluriformes; Clariidae
Gene: isy1
Product: ISY1 splicing factor homolog
Exons: 11
Coding region: 68-922 (284 amino acids)
Biological process (GO): generation of catalytic spliceosome for second transesterification step; mRNA 3'-splice site recognition
Cellular component (GO): catalytic step 2 spliceosome; Prp19 complex; post-spliceosomal complex
Source: RefSeq, a predicted model, not a curated record